Messenger RNA from Diversispora eburnea, 351 nucleotides. Lineage: Eukaryota; Fungi; Glomeromycota; Glomeromycetes; Diversisporales; Diversisporaceae. The record is from the annotation of a GenBank genome assembly.
AUGAAUGAUGCAAUGAAUGCAAAUACAUUGGAAAAAUCAAAUCCAUCAUCUAGAAUAUCCGCAAGAAUUUCUGAUAUUGGAUUUCUAUGUAUUAGUAUUUCAGAUGAUACUAUAGUCAACACUAUAAAUGGUAUCGCAAAGCAGAAUACAAGUAUUGCUAUUCCUAUUUUCUCAUCAUUACCUUCAUCACUACAUUCAAAAAUUCACCCCGCGAAUAUAACAAAUAAAAUAAAUAAGUUAAAACUUAAGGAUACUAAUGUGAAGACUCGCACCCAUCCAGUUGGAUUGAAUAUUGUGGAUAGACUUAUAAAAGCACAAUAUGCCGCUAGUAUUAAUAGUGAUGUUAAAUAA